Onychostoma macrolepis is the source of this 3728-nucleotide messenger RNA. It is a transcript of the gene ackr3a, whose product is annotated as atypical chemokine receptor 3a. Gene Ontology annotation, cellular component: membrane. Lineage: Eukaryota; Metazoa; Chordata; Actinopteri; Cypriniformes; Cyprinidae. The record is from RefSeq and is a predicted model, not a curated record. The coding region runs from base 108 to 1265 and encodes 385 amino acids. The transcript is spliced from 2 exons. Gene Ontology annotation, molecular function: chemokine binding; coreceptor activity; G protein-coupled receptor activity. Gene Ontology annotation, biological process: angiogenesis; vasculogenesis; chemotaxis.
AUUUAAACAACCUGCAGCACAAGCGCCAACGAAUCACUUCAUCUCCUCAGCGGAUAAGAACGAAACCGUGGAUUAAUAUUGUGCACUGACCAAGCAUUAAAGCCAAAAUGACAGAGUUGCAGUCUUCACAACCAAAUGAGAAGAUGAGUCUAAGUGCCAUUGAACUGACUGAAUUCUUCACCAUGUGGGAAGAAUUAAACUUCACAGACGACAGUGACAACAACUCGCGGGUGGAAACGCAAAUGUGCCCCACAUCCUUCAACCGUUCUGCUCUCCUCCAUUCUAUGUGCACCCUCUACGCCUUCAUUUUUGUUGUGGGCCUGGCCGCCAACGCGCUAGUAGUGUGGGUCAACUUGCGCUCGGAGCGUCAUUACCACGACACACACUUGUAUAUAUUAAACCUAGCGGUGGCUGACCUGUGUGUGGUCGCUACUCUGCCGGUGUGGGUGAGCUCGCUGGCACAGGGCGGUCACUGGCCGUUUGGCCAGGCAGCUUGUAAGCUCACACAUCUACUCUUCAGCGUCAACCUUUUCGCCAGCAUCUUCUUUCUGGUCUGCAUGAGUGUGGACCGGUAUCUUUCGGUGGUCCGCUCGGGGGAGAUUUCUCAAAGACGAGGACAACAAAUACGACGUUUAGUGUGUGUGGUAACAUGGCUGCUUGCUUUAUUCGCCUCAAUACCUGACACAUACUUCCUGCAGUCUGUAAAGUCACUACACAGUCAUGUGACUUUGUGUCAUCCUGUAUAUCCUCAAGACAACCCUUUGCAGUGGAUGGUGGGCAUUCAGCUGAGUUUUGUGGUUCUUGGUUUUGUCAUACCCUUCCCCAUUAUAGCAGUGUCCUAUGCACUGUUAGCAAACACUCUGGCUUCCCCUUCCUCUCAUUCCCCUUCAAAUGGCGACCAGGAUCGCAGCGUGAGCAGGAAGGUCAUCCUCACGUACAUAGUGGUUUUCAUAGCUUGCUGGGCACCAUAUCAUGCUGUGCUGUUAGCCGAUGCGCUAGCGAUGCUAGGUGUGUUCCCACUGGGCUGCAGUUCAGAGAACGGCCUUUUUGUGGCGCUGCACCUUACUCAAUGUCUGUCGCUGCUGCACUGCUGUGUGAACCCUGUGGUCUAUAGCUUUGCUCACCGUCACUACCGCUAUGAUCUCAUGAAAGCCUUCAUCUUUAAAUACUCCAAACGUACAGGGUUGGCGCGACUCAUGGAGGGCUCUCAGGGCACCGAGAUGGAGUAUGCAAUGGUGGAAAACACCCCUACGGCUGUGAGCUAGGACACUCAAGAACAUCACCCUCAACCAAAGUUCUGCACUGCUUCAAAAUAUGAACUCCUCUGACAUGUUUUCCUGGAAUUUAGAUAAACAAAACUAAAUGUUUUCCGUCAAAAUUGCAGCAAAUGCUCAAUAGUGACUCCAAAGAUUCUGAAUAAUUCAUUUGAAAUGUUCCAAAGACUGAUGGGAAUUUGUAAAAUCAGAACCACUUUGAGAUGUUUUCAUGAAAUUCUGGUAAAAUUGACCAUGCGUUCUGUCAAAAUUGCACCAAAGCAGUGACACCAAAGCUACUAAUCAAUUCAUCUGAAAUGUUCCAAAGACUGAUUUUAACAACCUGAUCUCACAGAAUUCCGUGUAAUGUUCACGGACUUAAUUAACCCCGAAUCUGUGGUGGCAUCACGGAAUCGCCGAAAAUUCCGUGAUGGGCUCACAGAAGGCAUCAGCCGUGGUCCAUGCACGGAUUCACUGGUUCAACACCAGCGCUGCAUCGGACCACGUAAAAAGAGUGACUCCGAUGCAGUUAUACUUUCACUGGAGUACCUGACCCCACCCCUACCCUAAACCUACCCAGUUCUGAACAAUAAUGAUGACAAUAAAUUUCCCAGUAUCGCGUCGGCAUAUUGAUGCUAAGGGUUUCCGUGCGUGGAGCACGGCUGAUGCCUGUCACUGACUUACAUUGGUAUCACUUCUGUGAGCCCAUCACGGAAUUUUCGGCGAUUCCGUGAUGCCACCACAGAUUCGGAGGUUAAUUAAGUCCGUGAACAUUACACGGAAUUCUGUGAGAUCAUGUUGGAUUUUAACAUCAGAACCAUGAACAUUCAAACAAUGAAUCGAUUCCAAAUUAACUGGCAGCCUAAAUUUGGUCGUUUUGAACCAAUUUAGAGAAACCUGGUUUUAGUGUGUUACAGCUUGACGCUGUAUCAUUCGAAAAAGGGAAUUUCCCAUAAUUGUGUCCAAUUAUGACUUCCCAAAACUGUUUGAUGGCUUUCAGUCAUCUAAAUAUGAUAUAUAAUGCAAUAUUCAAAAAUUAAGGCGUGUGAAAAAAAAAAUUAAGCUGUAAAUAAAACAAAAAUUAUUGGAGUUAGUCUUACAAGAAAAAAUACAAUGCCAGUCUUUCUACUUCUAAAUUUUGUUUACUGUUAUUUGCUAUUUCCUCAUAAUUAUUUGUGAAAUUUACUAGCAAUUUCGGAGAGAAAAUGCUUUCUGUAACAUUUUUAUGUUACUGUCUAAGGUCAACAAUCCAUUAAUAUUGUGAUAAAGUUCAUACAUUUUUUUAUUUAUGACAGUUCUCCUGUACGUAAUGUAACGGUAUAGGUAUGUAGCUCUAGUUCUCUGCUUAAAUGUGUUCAUAUUUAGCUCAAUCGCUACUGAUUAAAUUGUGAAAAGCACUUUCUUUGAUAAAAGAGGGGCUUUUGUGUCUGUGGCAAGAGAAUUGGCAUUACUUUUGUAUUUUGAACUGUCAGUGUUCACGUUCUGCGCAACAGCACAUUCCAACAUGUUUUGAAGGAUGGAACAAGUCAUAAAGAACUUAUUUUUAACUGGAUUUUUAUUGUGGGACUGUGUUUGCACUUCAUUGUAGGUUUUGUUCAUGUGUGUAUAUGAUGUUUUAUGACAGGCUGUCAGCUUGUAACAGGGCCAGAGGGCCUCAUGUGUGUACUUGGAAGGGCAUUUACUUUAAAGCUUAUUUUUCUCUUAUAGAUGAUAUAUAUUUCAAAUAUCUGAAAAGUAAGUUAAGUAUGUUGUUAUAUUUAUCUUUACUUGCAUCACUUUUUAUUAUUUUGAUAUUUUCUGUUGGAACACUGAAUACUUAAAUGUGCUUGGGAAUAAAUAAUUUGAUUCACAAUGCUUAUUAAAAAGAUCUUGUCUCAGUGUAAUAUUUAAGAAAUAAUGAAACAUCAAAUGUGUCUUCUAUAAAAGUGUUUUUUUUUUCUUCUCUCACACACUUGCAUAUAUAGCUUCUCUAUGCUAUCUGAUGGAAUAUGAUGCAUGGUUAGGAUUAACCCAUGUGUGAGCUGGAAUUAAUAUGGAUUCAAUCUAGCUAUACCUUUUAUCUUUGAUUAUCAAAAUCAACCCUGUAGUAUAACUGGUUCACCAUCUGUUCAACAAUGGUGGCCCCUUUUUAUUUACAUCCUGAGGGCAUCAUGAAAACUUAAAGGUAAUGGCUACAACCUACAAGACUGUACUACAGGAUACAGUUUCAAACAACGGUGGUGGAAGUUUUUGGUUUAACUGAAAAUACAUCUCAAGAUGUUAUAACUACAGGACAUUAAAUUGCAGUCAAAAAGCCUUAACCAAAUUCUGUACAUGUAUGUUAAAAAUAUGUAGAACAUUUUGUAAAUGUAAAUGGAUAUAACUGGAACUACAUAAAUGACUAUGGAAAUAAAUGUACUGUCUCAUCUCUUCUUUCAGUAUCUCAUGCUGACCUAUAAACUCUAAGAAGCUUUCUAGAAUGAAAUGUUCAAUAAA